This is a messenger RNA of Eucalyptus grandis, 1210 nucleotides long. RefSeq lists its product as uncharacterized. Gene Ontology annotation, biological process: signal transduction. Lineage: Eukaryota; Viridiplantae; Streptophyta; Magnoliopsida; Myrtales; Myrtaceae. The transcript has 3 exons. Bases 499 to 927 code for a protein of 142 amino acids. The record is from RefSeq and is a predicted model, not a curated record.
CUAGCCUCCUUGCAUAGUCCUCUCGACUCUCUCGCCUCAUCUCACUCUCGGUCGCCUCUCAGCUGAGCUCUCGCCUCCGACCAUCCAUCGCAGCAUCACAGUAGUAGCCUCGCCUCCGGACCUCCCUCGCAGUCACUGCCUCCCAUCCGGCCCUCCCUCGUGGCCUAGCCUCCCUUUCUCGCCCUCAUCUCAGUAAAAGUUCUAGAAGAGAGAGAUCACCCAGCUAAGUGCGAAGUGAACUCCUAUGGUGAACUCAGGAGGUGAGUACCAGGUGUUCCUCAAUUUUUGUGGGCCCGAUACUCGUCGUGGAUUCACCAACAGCCUCUACUACGCCUUGAAAGAUGCUGGGAUUCAUGUUUUCAUCGAUGACAAAGAGCUUCCACGAGGUGAAAAAUUUAGUGACAAUCUUUGCAAGCGAUCGAUGACUCCAAACUCUACAUAACCAUCUUCUCCCCAAACUACGCUUCACAUCACUGGUGCCUCCGUGAGCUUGCGAAGAUGGUGGAGAAUAUCUCUAAACCUGAAGAAGAUGGGAAUAAGAAGGUGAUAUUGCCCAUCUUUUAUAACGUGAAACCUGAUGAUGUGAAACUGAAAACAGAUUUGUACAGUAAGGCCAUAUCAGAGUUGGAGCAAAAGAUGGAGGAUCAGAAGAAGAAGUUCGGAACAGAGGAAGUAGAGACGUGGAGACAGGCUCUCAAGGAAGUCGAUGCCAUCCAGGGAUUGGAGCUGGAGAAAUAUGAAGGCGAUGGGGAUCUAAGCAAGUCGGUUGUUGAAGAGGUUGUGAAUAGGCUCCAGACAAGACACAGAAAAGUGACUGAAAGAUUUAGUUGGAAUGGAGGAACGAAUAGCAGCCAUAAACAAUUUAUUAGACAUUGGCUCCGGUGGUGUGCGGCUUAUUGGAAUUUAUGGGAUGGGUGGCAUCGGUAAAACAACACUUGUCAAGGUUAUCUACAAUCAACUAUGUCCAUACUUUGGGAAAAAUUGCAGCUUUCUUGAUGAUGCAAGAGAAACGGUAAAAACCAAGGGCUUGGUGGAGCUGCAAAAACGAUUAUUGGUUGAUCUCUCUAAUUCUGGAGUGGCUAGUGAUAUUCGAAAUAUUGAUCAUGGGAUCAAUAGGAUUGGAGACACAAUUUGCAGCAAGAAGGUACUAAUUGUAUUGGAUGAUGUGGAUGAGGGUGACCAAAUAGAAAAUCUAGUCGGAGUGAAUUCU